GGAUGUCAAUUUCCAACAUUCCCACGUGAUAUUUGCCCCUUCUAUAGUAAUUCGUGUAAUUCGUGUACAGUAACGGUAUUCGAAAGAAGGUAGGAAGUGGAACGUCUACGUUUAACGUUUGCAAUUACACAUAUAGAACACUAUCUCUCUACGAAAAGAAGAAAAUUCCCUUAUAGAAAGAUGGUGGCGAUAAAAUCGUUUAUUCGUUGGUAACAUUGUGCGCGUGGACAAAUCUAUCGUGAUGACAGUUUCGAGCGGUGACAGCAGUCGCGUAAGUGUUUGUCGGGCUAAGAGAAGCGUACCUUCCUAUUCCGUUAGUUAGUAAGGAUCCACCACUUUCAUCGUUUUGGCUAACGCUCCGUCAUUUAAUGUGUUAUCUACGGAAUACAAAUCGUGCCGGAGGACUCGUGAAAGUGGUAACAACAAUAAUAAUAAUAAUAAUAACAAUAACAACAACAACAACAACGAUACUUCAGUAGGACAAUUAGGAUCUACGCGUCAUGGACCUCAGCUGAUGAGCUUGCUUCGUUUAUGCACCACUGUGCACCAACAACAACAACAGCAACAACAACAGCAGCAACUGCAACUGCAACAGCAACAGUCAUCCUCAUCUUCAUCCCAGUACAGUAGUUUGCAACCAGAAAAAAUAUUUUCAAACCAAUCGUCGGAACUUUAUCAGGUGGAGAGGAUAAAUUUGUCACAGGAAAUUCCUACCGACGAGCUGGCUCUAUUAGCUAAGCUGGAGGAAGCCAAUAGGCUGAUAGAAUCGGAUGCAAAGUCACUUAACUCACUUCAGAGUAAUCAUAGUAGAAAAGGAUCGGACACAUCACAGGUGUCCGUGGCGUCGGGGGGUAGCGGGGGUAAUGGAGGAGAUGCUGUUACUGCUGCUGCACCCCGACGUCAUACCACCACUGCAGAUGGGGAGGAAAACACGUGGAGUCUUUGGGGUCACAUAGUUGCCGAUUGGGAUUAUCAUUGGAAGAAGAGAAAAGAUUUUGUCAAAGAAUUUGUACGACAGGGUAUACCCCAUCAUUUCAGGGGUAUCGUCUGGCAAUUGUUGAGCGGUGCACACGAUUCUCCCGUUAAAAAGCAGUUUGCAGAAUAUAUCAAAGCAACGUCAGCCUGUGAAAGGAUAAUAAGGAGAGAUAUAGCAAGAACAUAUCCUGAACAUGACUUCUUUAAGGAGAAAGAUGGUCUUGGUCAGGAGAGUUUGUUUAAUGUUAUGAAAGCUUAUAGUCUUCACGAUCGCGAAGUGGGUUACUGCCAAGGUUCGGGAUUCAUUGUAGGAUUGCUUCUAAUGCAGCAAAUGCCAGAGGAAGAAGCUUUCGCAGUAUUAGUAGCGCUUAUGCAAGAGUAUCGUUUGCGAGAUAUGUUUAAACCGAGUAUGGCAGAAUUAGGGGUGUGCAUGUAUCAAUUAGAACAUUUAGUAGCCGAUACGCAUCCCGAACUACACGCUCAUUUCACGGCUCAAGGUUUUCAUACUUCGAUGUACGCCUCAUCUUGGUUUCUCACGCUGUUUACCACGGCACUUGGAUUACCCCUCGCCUGUCGUAUCUUUGACGUAUUCCUAUCCGAAGGAAUGGAAAUUAUCUUCAAAGUUGCUCUGGCUAUGUUGCAUUUAGGAAAGGAGGAUUUACUCAGUUUGGAUAUGGAGGGUAUGUUAAAGUUUUUUCAGAAACAAUUACCAAGCAAAGCUGAAAAAGAUCCAGACGUACUUAUGAAUUUGGCAUACGGUAUGAAAAUCAAUCCUAAAAGGAUGAAAAAGCUUGAGAAAGAUUAUACCGUGCUGAAAAUGAAGGAACAAGAAGAGAUGGUUGAAUUGCGAAGAUUAAGGGCGGAAAAUAAAUUAUUAAGACAAAGGACUGAACUUUUGGAAGCAGAAUCUGCUGAAUUAGCUGACAGAUUAGUGAGAGGACAAGUUUCACGUGCUGAGGAAGAGGAAACUGCGUUUGUAGUGCAAAGGGAAUUGGCUGCCCUUCGUCACACCCAUCUUGAGACAAGUCAUCAACUUGAACAGGCCCAUGAUGAACUUAGAUCAUUGUCUCUUCUUUUAGAGGAAAACGUGAACUCGCGACAAUCCUCGUUAGACGAGAUCCUGUUGAAGCAAGAAGCGUUGAUGCAAAAGGAAGAACUGAUACAGUGCCUGCAAGAGGAAUUAGUUAGGGUCAGAUUAAGUGAAGCUGAAAAUGGUGCAACUAUCAGAGAAUUAAGAGCCAGAAUACAGGAAUUGGAACAAGAUAAAAAGACUUUGCGAGAAUCAACUCCUGACAAUUCUGUUGCUCAUCUGCAAGAAGAACUGAUUGCUGUUAAACUCAGAGAGGCAGAAGCUAACUUAUCUUUGAAGGAUCUUCGGCAAAGGGUUAUGGAAUUGAGUGCUGCAUGGCAAAGGCAUUUGCAGGAACAUAGAUCUGCCCAAUCCGCUCCUGCUGCGGAUUCAACGCCGAAGAAAUUGCUAUUUUGGGAGAACAGAGGUCACGAGGUACAAAAGUAUGAGGAAGAUCUGAUGACAACUAGAAUUCGUGAAAUGGAAGCUCUUACUGAGGUUAAAGAACUUAGGCUUAAGGUCAUGGAAUUGGAGACACAAGUACAAGUUGCUACUAAUCAAUUGCGUAGACAAGAUGAUAAUGGUAAAGUACUUAAAGAAGAUUUAGAGAAUGCACUUGCCAAGGAAAAAAUUCUCGUUACUAAAUUAAGAGAUGAACAACGUAAGUACGCCGAUUUGGAAUCAAAAAUGAAAGAUGAGACCAUGAUGGCCAGGAUACGUGACGCUGAACAUGCCCAAUUAGUUGCUGAGCUCACACAGAAAAUUUCUUUGCUCGAAUUAAAGAACGAAGAAAUGCAUGCUGAGGGUGAGCUAAGAAAUAAUUUAGAUGACAGUGAAAGAGUUAGAGAACUUCAAGAUAAAGUUGCUGAAUUAAAAGCUGAGGUCAUGAGGUUAGAAAGUUGGAAACAACGUUGGACAGGUCAUGGUGAUCAUCAACCAGUUAGAAGUUUUAGCAUCGAAACUGAAAGUGAAUUGGACGAACGAGAUCUUAGGAUUUGUCUGCCAGAUCAUAUCAACACGACCACUCCUAAUUCACCAGAGGUAUAGGAAUUCUAUCGUCUACAAAUGUUAGACGAUAUCAUCUUCUAGGCAGCUAAUUAUUAUUAUUAUUAUUAUUAUUAUUGUUUAAAACAAUACUCUCCUCCUCAUUUCGUCCGAGAAGAAUUGAAACUGUGAAUGAACAUUUGUUUGUUCUUA
Polistes dominula (European paper wasp) is the source of this 3241-nucleotide messenger RNA. RefSeq names its product ecotropic viral integration site 5 (gene Evi5). Gene Ontology annotation, biological process: regulation of GTPase activity. NCBI's taxonomy places the organism in Eukaryota, Metazoa, Arthropoda, Insecta, Hymenoptera, Vespidae. Gene Ontology annotation, molecular function: small GTPase binding; GTPase activator activity. The record is from RefSeq and is a predicted model, not a curated record.